UUUACAUUAGGAGAGAAGCGAAGGCAACUCCUGGAGCGUGAACUAAGAAGAGUACACGUAAUAAAUACAAGAAAUGAAUGGAUUGAUUCCAUACCAGAGCCUGAAAAUGGGAUGGUCAUUCAGUUUAAAUAUCCUGAUGGUGGCUUAAAAAGGAGGCGCUUCCUACCAAGUCAGCUAUUUCAGGAUUUAGUUGCCUUUGCAGGUAAUGUAGACAUGGCCAGUGAAAUAUUUUCACUCCAGAAAGCUAUGUCUCCUAUCUCAAUCCUGAGUACCCAAAGAGGUUCACUAGCAGACAAUGGAAUCACUGCACAGUGUACUUUGUACAUUCUGUGGAUGUCAGGGGAUGAAGUGGAGAAUAUUAUAUCAAAUUCAUCCAUAGCAUGUGGCCCAUACCCAGUUGCACCAUCUACCACCUUUUCUCCUGCUCCUUCUCCGCCCACCACGAUCACCACCUGUUCUCCUGCCCCCUCUUCACCCAUCCCAGCCCCCAUAUUUUCUCCUGCUCCUUCUCCAUCCCAGAGUCCUUCAUUCAGUCCAUCAAGCCCAGACCAGGAGGAUAUUGAAGGAGCUUUUGACAUUGCUGCUGCACUGCAGACUCUGAAGGCAAGGGUUCACCAUCUUGCUCCUACUGCCAAUCAAAUAAACGUUCUUCAUGAUGAAGAGUUUGAAUGUGCUCUAAGAGCUUUCAACAGGCCAACCUUUGACCCUGAGUCAAAACUAGACAUCGUCUUCAUUGAUGAGGAUGGUCGAGGAGAAGGGGCCGUAGAUGAUGGUGGGCCUACCAGAGAGUUUUGCAGACUGCUUAUGGGAAAACUACAAGGGCACCAAAUAUUUGAAGGGCCUCCAGAAGAACGCACCCUUGCACUUGACAGCAUUGCACUUCACACCAACACCUACAAAAGCGUGGGACAGAUGUUGUCUGUUUGCCUGAUCCACGGGGGAGUGUCACCUAACUUCUUUUCAAAAAGGCUUUUCAGCCAAGUCUUUGGUUUACCAUCUGGCCCAGCAACCAUUGAGGACGUGGUAGACCAUGGUCUCAGAGCUAAACUGGAGAAGAUAAACAGUGCAGAUACGCUUGAUGAUGCCAGGGAGGCUGUUAGUGAAACUGCUGAAGAGUUGGCGCUGAUGGGAGCUCUACGGCACCUCAGAUCCUUGGAGCACAGGAAGGAGUUGAUGGAAGCUGUUCUUCAGUUUUACUGUGAAGGCCGAAUCAAUGCAGCCCUCACACAGUAAGUACUCAGUAUUCAU
Astyanax mexicanus (Mexican tetra) is the source of this 1248-nucleotide messenger RNA. Its product is annotated as G2/M phase-specific E3 ubiquitin-protein ligase. Lineage: Eukaryota; Metazoa; Chordata; Actinopteri; Characiformes; Acestrorhamphidae. Bases 112 to 1233 code for a protein of 373 amino acids. The record is from RefSeq and is a predicted model, not a curated record. Gene Ontology annotation, molecular function: ubiquitin-protein transferase activity; protein binding. The transcript has 7 exons.